Molecule: messenger RNA, 27585 nt
Organism: Limanda limanda (common dab)
Lineage: Eukaryota; Metazoa; Chordata; Actinopteri; Pleuronectiformes; Pleuronectidae
Gene: syne1a
Product: spectrin repeat containing, nuclear envelope 1a
Exons: 147
Coding region: 1-26415 (8804 amino acids)
Cellular component (GO): membrane
Molecular function (GO): protein binding
Source: RefSeq, a predicted model, not a curated record
AUGAAGAGAUUACGGGAUGAGCAGGAGGCGGUGCAGAAGAGGACGUUCACGAAAUGGAUCAAUUCCCACUUGGCGAAGCGUGUCCCUCCUCUGGUGGUGAUAGACCUGUUUGAAGACAUCAAGGAUGGCGUGAAGCUGCUGGCUCUGCUGGAAGUCCUCUCCGGAAACAAGCUGCCAUGUGAGCAGGGUAAGAAAAUAAAGAGGAUCCACUGGGUCGCCAACAUCGGCACAGCUCUCAACUUCCUUGAGGGUAGGAAGAUCAAGCUGGUCAACAUCAACUCAACAGACAUUGUUGACGGACGACCAUCAAUCGUACUGGGGUUGGUGUGGACCAUCAUCCUCUAUUUCCAGAUAGAGGAGUUAACCAGUAGCCUUGCAGCUCUCCAGGCCAGCAGCACCUCCUCACUGGACAGCUCCAACAGCAGCACCGACACAUCCAGCCCGCCUGUCAAAAGGAGACCCCCCCCACCUCAGGGCGGAGCCAGGAAGGCCUUGCUGAGAUGGGUUCAGCAGACAGCCACCAAACGCUUGGGCCUGGAGGUGAAGGACUUUGGCCCCAGCUGGCGCACAGGUUUGGCAUUCCUCGCAGUCAUCCACUCCCUCCGGCCCAAUCUCGUGGACAUGGAGCGCGUAUUGAGGAGGACCAACUGUGAGAAUCUGCGGGAAGCCUUUUUAUUGGCCGAGACGGAGCUGGGCAUUCCACAGCUUCUGGAGCCAGAAGAUGUUGAUGUGGACAAGCCGGAUGAGAAAUCCAUUAUGACAUACGUAGCCCAGUUCCUGAAGCAUCCUCCUGACCAGAAGCAGAGCGACGCACACAGCCUGCCAGAUGAAGAGGUAACUGUCAGAUUUACGUCAUAUGCUAAUAGUUUGCCUGUUUUUAAGCGAGAGCAGAGGAAGAGCCUGAGGGAGCUCAAAAUGUGGCUCGACCAGCUGGAGAGAGACGCAACACAGACUCAGGAGACCGAGGGCAAUCUCGCUCAACAGUACCAGCUGUUCAAGAGUCUACGUGUCCAGUUGGAGAUGAGGAGGAAGCCGGUGGAGGGAGCUUUACAGUCCACUCAGAGAGACGGGAUUCUGACUGUGGAUCAGGCUCUGGUCAAACAGGCCUGGGAAAGGGUCUCCAACAGGCUCCUGGACUGGCAUCUGCAGCUGGACAGGUCUCUCCCGGCUCCUCUGGACACGGUGGGGGCGUGGCUGCACGAGGCCGAAGGAGCCCUGCGACAAGAGAUCGUCGUCCAGCAAGCGCACGACGUGACGGCUAAGACCGUCCACAGAGCUCUAGAGCAGCACAAGGAUGUGUUGAAGAGUCUGAAGAGUCACCAGCAGGUCUUCCAGAGGAUUCAUAAGGACAGAAGUGUUGAUGGAGUCCCUGUUCCCCCGGACCAACUCCAGGACAUGGCAGAGAGGAUAAACUUUGUCUCCACAUCCUCUAGCGUCCACUUGGCUAAGAUGGAAUUCCUGGAGAACAAACACAACAUGCAGGCUUUCCUCUCUCUGGCCGAGACAAAGCUCAAAUCUUGGAUCAUCAAAUAUGGGCGACAGGAGUCUGUGGAACUGAUGCUCGACAACUAUGUCUCAUUUGUGGAGAAGCAACAUUUCUUUGAAAAUUACGAGGCGUUCUUCCAGUCCCUGAAGCAGUCUGCAGAGGCCUACGUCAAAGCUGACAGCUCAGUGGAGGAGGGCGAGAUGGGGGUGCGCAGGUUCAUGCGGGAGGUGGUGACUCAGUGGAGGAGUCUGUCCAUGGAGCUGCGCAGCGUGAGGAGCAUGCUGGAGGAGGUGCUGUCCAACUGGGAGAGGUACAGCUCCACGGUGGCCUCCUUACAGGCCUGGUUGGAGGACGCAGAGGAAGCCCUGAGCCAGCCGGAAAACACUAAAAGGGAGUUUUUCAGGAAUCUCAGCCACUGGAUGGAUCAGCAUUCAACCAUGAAUGACUCCGGGAACUUCCUCAUUGAAACGUGUGAUGAGACUGUGUCACUUGAUCUCAAGCAGCAGCUGCUUCUGUUGAAUGGACGGUGGAGAGACCUCUUCCUCAAAGUCAAGCAGUAUGCAAGAGAGGAUGAGUUGGAGAAGUGGAGGAAAGACCACCUGAAGGCCUCGUUGGCCCUGAAAGUGCUGCUGGACUCAGCAGAGGUCAAACUCAAUGCCCCUGUCCAAGUGUCUUUCCUCAAUGUCAGAGGCUUCCUACAGGACGUGGAGAAUACCAAGCAAAAGGUUGUUGCCAUGGAGACACAUUACAAGUUGGCAGCCCGCAGUGCUCAGCUCCUCGCCAAGGAUGCACCACAGGAUGAGGCUGCCAGGGUCAUGGCCACUAUGACAACAGCCAAAAGUCAGCUGAGUAAGGUGCGAGAGCGAUGCCCCACCCUAGUGAGGGAGUGUCAUGUCCUUCUGCCACUGUUGGAGGAGAUGGAGAAACACAUCAGUGCUUUCUAUCAAGCCCUGGAGCGAGCCAGUCGCAUCACUGCUGCUGCAAGAGACCAACACUCACAGGCGCAGGCCCAGCACAAACAAAAGUGGCAGGAUUUAUUGAACCAGCAGCAAAACUGUAAAAGAUGUCAAUCUGUGAUUGAGAGGAAUCACCACACCCUGCACAGGACGCUCUCCAACAGUAAGAUGCUCCGGAACUUCGACCUGUCACUGCUGCAGAAGAGAGUGGCAGAAAUACAGAGCUCAGCACAGGCUUUGUUGAAGGAGGUCGGGGACUGGAGACGGCAGGAAGAGGCCAACAACUGCCUGAGGAGAAGGUUUGAGGAAUCCCAACAAGAGCUGGAGAAGGUGCUGAAGAGAGCUCAGGGCUGCUUGAGGGAGACUGGAGAUGCUGACGAGCUACUGAAGAAACAUACUGAUUUUUUCGGACAACUGGAUCAGCGCAUGCUGAGUGUGUUCCUGAAGGCGUGUGACGAGCUGACGGACAUCCUACCACAGGAGGAACAGCAGGGGCUGCAAGAAACUGUCCGCCGGCUGCACAAACACUGGAAGGACAUCCAGGGCGAAGUGCCAUCUCACCUGCUGCGCCUGAAGGUGGAGGUUGAGCAAAGUCGACUGGCUGUGAUCCUCCAGGACUGCAGAGCAGAGCUGGACAGAGAAGUGCGAGCUCUGUCUGGCACCUGCACCAGCGAGCGAGUGAUCAGGGAACACAGAACUUUCUUCAGGGAGCGCAAACCUCUGACUCUGUGCGAGAAGAGGAUUAGGAACAUGGAGGAUCUGUGUCAUAAGUUGCCUGACAACGACCUGGCUUAUCGAACGCUAGACUCCGCCAGACAGGCUGUCGAAAAGGUUACGCAGCAAAUUAAAAACACCCACCUGAAACUGGAGCAGCACCCGGACAAAUGGAAAGAGUGGAACGAGAGGUUCUGUGAACUGUCUGAUUGGCUCUCAUCUCAGAGGAGGCAGGUGAGGCUCUUGAGAGAGAUGGCGAGGGAUUCCAGCAAUCAGGAGGAAGUGGAUGUGGCUGUUCAGGCUCUGCAGGAAGCAGUAAAUGCCCGAGAGGAGAGCUUACUGUGGCUGAAAAGCCUCCUCGCUGGGCUGUCUGAGGUGAGCUCGGACCUGGAGGUACAGAGACAGAGAACGGCCCUGGCUAAACUCUCCACCGACCUGCGGGCGCUCUUCUCUUCACUCCGUCAGUGGGAUGAGCAGGGAUCUGCCAUGUUUGAGUAUGAGGAGCUGAGGGAGGAGGUGCGCGGUGCUCUGGAGGAGGUGCUGAGAGCACGGAGGGAGGCGGAGGAGCAGACCGGCAGGAUCCUGGAUGCUGAGGAUCUGGAGGAGGCAAAACAACUUUACCAUAUUCACCAGCAACAGCUGAGGCGCCUGCAGCAGAACAGGACAGAGGCAGAACUUCUGGUGUCCCACUGCCGCCAGCUGCAGAAAGGGGAGGCACUCACUCCCUCUCUACGGGAACUGGAGGGAGCCUUCGGAGAGGUCGACCGCAAAGCGGGAGCGAAAGAGCACAACCUGCAGGCCACACUCAGCUCCUGGCAGCAUUUCGAAGCAGAGAGAGAAAUGAUUGGCAGGUUUAUCAUUAAUACCAGCAAUGAGCUGCACAGGGAACUGGUUUUCAACAGCUUGGACAGCCUGAGAACUGAACUGGAACGCAAUAAGGAGCUCUUCACACCGGUUGAGGAAUGUUGCGUGAGAGCAGACCUCCUCUCAGAGAAGGCAGCAGAUAUUGAGCUUGGUCCAAAGAACCAGACUCUUCUCCAGCAGGCCCAGUCCACCAGAGAAGGAGUUGCACAAGUUCAAGACCACCUCAACAAGAAUGUUGUCCAGCUGGAGAUGAUGUGUGUGUGGUGGGAACGCUUCAGCAGCCAAUCAGAGGCUCUUUCCUCCUGGAUCAAUGAGAAGGAGAAGGAGCUUGAGGUCAUCAGUACCACAUCCUCCUUGGAUCCUUUAGAUAAAAACAUCAGUGCAGUGGAGGAGGUGGGGAAGGGUUUAGAGGAGAGGAGGACGGCCCUGGCCCACAUGGAGGCCGACUGUGAAGCCCUGUCACGCUUUGUGACCCCUGGAGAGGCUGGAUGUAUCCGGGCACGACUCACCCAGAUGAGGCGCUACUGGGAAGAGCUGAAGGGGAGAGUGGAGCAGCUGGGAGGACAGCUCAACCAAAACGCCUCCUACAGGCAGCGAUACAAUGAUAACCUGGAACAGGUCAAGAAAACGAUGAGCGAUAUCGAAGAGAAGCUUGACCGUCCGAUGACGUACUGUUCAUCGUCAUCUGAGACCUACAAAAUCCUCCAGAAUCACACGGAGGUCUGCCAGGCCGCUGAGCAGCUGAAGCCCCGGCUGAUGGCUCUGUGUUCGGCCAUGAAGAGGCUCGGAGAGGGCAGCCAGCUGGAGGAAGAGGUGGCUAACCUCCAGAAGCAACGAGGACAGUUUCUGGAAAAGGCGGACGAAAAGCAGGCUUUCCUAGAGAGCCUUCUAGCACUGUGGCAAAGAUUUGAGAAGGAGAACUCGUCCAUGAAAAGCUGGCUGGACAGGUGUGAGUCUGUUUGUUGUCCUGACACCGACCUGCUCUCCGCAGACAAAGUCAAGAUCAGGAAUGAACUACAAAAUGUAGAGGAAAUGCAAGCGGAGACACAGUCCUAUGAGGUUCUUCUCCAGGGUCUCGUGAAUCUUGGACUGUGUCUGUAUCCCACGGCCCCUGAAGCUCGUGUCCAGGAGCUCAGUGAUGUUCUUGCACGGCUACAGGAGAGAUCCACCUCGGUGAAAGACAGCGUAUCACACAGGUUUGAGUUGCUGGAGUCGCAGUUGUCACAGCUCGAGUUGUUCGAUCAGGCGUUGUUGACGUUGAACCAAAGGAGUGAAACCUUCCUGUCUGUGUUGAGAAGCUCUUCACAGGUUGAUAUCGCUGAUCUCGAGGCUGCAAUUAAAACACUGAAGGAGCAGGAGGUUCAACUACAGGCGUAUGCAUCACUGAGAGAGACACUCCAUCAAAGAGAGUCCUCCCUGCUUCGCUCCUCCACCCCAGGAGCCCAACAGCAGCUCCAGGGCUGGAUGGAGGACAGCUUACAGCCCCUCAAAGAAUCCCAGCGUCUCCUGCUCCUCCGCAAAGAGUGCCUGACUGAGCUAAAGACUUUCCUCCAUAAGCAUGGCACGGCGGCGGAGGUUGUGCACCGCCUCCAUGAGGCCGUGGAGGGCAGGGGCAGCUGGGACCGCUCCAAGGCCGAAGAGCUGCAUCACGGAGUAGGGGAAGUGGCAAAAGACGUGGCCCGGCUUGAGGCUGAGGCUGUUAGGUUAGACGGGCAGCUGAGCAAGGCACACCUGCACCUGAGUGGGGCAGAGUGGGGGGGAUCCAGAGACACAAGCCGUCCUCAGGGAAGGACGUCCUGCAGGGGACAGGCUGUGGCCCUCACAAUGGCUCUGGAGGAAGUGCAGAGGGGUGUGGGGUGGAGACAGAGUGAAGCCGACGCGUUAGGGGCCCUGUGGAGCUCCUUCAGGGAGAGGAGGGAAGAGGUGAUGAAGAAUUUGAAGAAACUGGAGGAUGAAGUGAGGCAGGAGGGGCCCAGAGAGAGCUCUGUGCAGGCCUUUCAAAACAGGCUGCGUUUCUUUGUCCAGCUGGAGGACGAGCUCCAGUCCCUGCAGCACUCUCAGCAGUGGUUAGAGGAGAAGGGAAGCCAGCUGGCCCAGAGAGACACUGAGCUGGCUGGGGAGGCUCUCAGGGAGGUAGCCCUGGUGAAGACGGCCUGGGAGAACGUCUGGACUCUGAUCACCAACGGUCAGGAGCAGAGUGGAGUUGUGGUGGAUCUUCUCCGUCAGUUCCACCAGCUGAAGUCCAUCCUCAGCACUGUUGUGGAGAACGCUCAGAGUGUUGCUCACAAUCUGCCCGACCACAACCACAGUGCUCAGGAGGCCAAAUGGACUUUCACACGGCACGAGACAGUCCAAGCUGAGCUCAGAGACAAGCAGGAGGACAUGGACCAGCUCAUCAGUUCAGCUGAAGACCUGCAGAGAGAGCUGGAGAAGGUCCCGACCUCUGACCCGUGCUGCAUCCAGAGAGACAUGGAGACGUUGAGAGACCAGUGGCUGGAGGUCUCAGAGAGAAUACAAACCAACGCUGAGAGACUGGGCUACUGCGUUGCCCUGUGGGACGACCUCAAGGCCAUGGAGCAGGACAUCAGCCAGUGGACGUCCACCUCCGUCGCUGACCUCGCAGACAGCGUCACAAACCUCAGUGACAAGGAGGAGACGGAGGCCCAGCUCAACACCUUUCAGGCCGAGGUUGAGAAGAAGGAGCAGAAGCUUGAUGCCCUGCAGGAAAGAGUGACAGCGCUGAAGGAGCGAGCCAAACUGCAGGAAACCCCGUUACAAAUUCAGGUCCUGGAGUCAGACCUGCGGAAGAAGAUGGCCCAUGCUCAGGAGGCGUACAACCAGGCCAAACACACUCUGACCUACUUCACUUUCCAAAAGCAGCGACUUGAGGACCUCAUGUCCCAGAUGGACGAGCGGCUGGAGGCGGUUGAGGGCUCCUUAUCUGACCUCACUGAAGCGACCUCCCCUGAAGACAUUGGUACAGUCAAGGACCUGCAGAGCACUGUGCAGCAUCAGAGGGCCGACAUGGACUCGGCUCGAGAUGCCCUGACUGCCCUGUGCAGGUCGCAUCCCUCCCAGGAGCUGUCCCUCCUCUCCUCUGACCUCACCUCCAUCGCCAAGCGCACGGAGGCUGUGGCUCAGCGCUGUGCCAAGACCAGGGGCAACCUGCAAGACGAGCUACAGCUUCACUUCAACGAGCUCGUCCAGGGCUUCCACUCCUGGCUGGCGGAUCUAAAGUUGGAGCUGAAAGAAUGUUCAAACCAAUCAGGAGAUGUUGCCGUCCUCGGAUCCAAGCUACAAAGGAUCAAGGUGUCAGUCGAGCAGACGCCAGAACACGAGGAGCGUCUCUCUCAGGUUUGUGAGGAGGCCGAGAGGCUGCAACUCCACCUCCCCAAAGCUGGAGCAUCACAGGUCCAGGAGCAUCUCUCCUCCUGCAAGAGGGAGUGGAGGAACUACCUGAGCAGCUGUUCUCAGAGCCGACGAGACCUGGAGGAGACUAUUGAUCUUCUGGAAAACUUUGAUACUUGUGUGGAGGGUAUAAGAGACUGGCUGAAGCAGAUGGGGCUCAGCCUCAAGAGAGAGCCUGUUUUUGGGGAGGAGAGCCAGCACGGAGCCCCUGACACCACUGAAGAGCUGGAGAGGAUGGAAAACCUCCAUAAGGAGCUUCUAGCAAGAAGGGUCUCCAUUGAGCGUGUCUGCCAGGAGGCCCAGUCUCUGUCUGAAGCAGGCCGUGGGUCAGGAGGAGAGGUCAGAGUGACAGGCCAGCUCCAGAUGGAGCUCCAAGCUCUGCUGAAGGAAGCCAGGGAGAAGCUGCGAGGCUGCCAGGAGAGUCAGGCCUUUGGAGAGACACUCCAGGGAGUUUGGGCCUGGCUGGAGGAGAUCCAGGAGAGACUGGGUACAGUGGACAGCACGAUGGGCACCAAAGAGCAGUUGGAGCAGAGGCUGGAGACCGUGCAGGACAUCCUGCUUUUGAAGGGUGAGGGGGAAGUCAAGCUGAAUAUGGCGAUGGGUAAGUGUGAGUUGGCCCUGCGCAGCUAUGGGGCAGCCGGACAGGAAGUGGUCCGCUCUCAGCUUCAGGAAGUGGAGGAUGCCUGGGCCACGUUGCUUGUGACCGCCAUGAGUUGCCACAGUCGACUGGAGUGGACCGUGACACAGUGGGGGGGGUACCUGGACAGUGCUGCCCAGCUGCGCUGCUGGAUGGAGGCUGUCGAGCGGGAGGUGGGCGGCCCGCUCAAUCCGCAGCCUGGGCCCAGAGAGAAGGCCUCUCAGCUCGAGAGACUCAGAGCCCUGCUGGCCGACCUGGAAGACCACCAGGGUGCAUUGACCAGCCUGGAGGAGAAAGCCAGGGAACUUUUCAAGAAGACUGGUGACGCCGGCUUUAACCAUGGCGCUCGGACACAGCCGCAGGCGCAGUUUGACGACCUCACGGCUUUGGUGGAGGAGAGAGUGCAUCUUGCGCAGGCCGUGGUGUUGGAACACCAAGAAUACCUGGAGGCCGUGAGGGAGCUCACAGAUUGGCUGAUGACUGCAGGAGAGGAGCUGCAGCAUUGGUCUGAUACAUCAGGAGACUCUUCCUGUAUCAAAAAGAAACUGUCCGAAGUGAGGGAGCGUGUGGAGUGUCGAUUACUGGAGGGCCGAGAGCGCCUCAGCCGCGUGCGUCGGAGUGCGGCGACCACGGCCGAGCACACGGCGGCGGGCGGCUGCGAGGCCAUGGACCGUCAGCUGGGGGCGCUGUCACAGGCUCUGGAGCAGUGGGAGGGGGCCGCCCUGAGGGCCCGGGACGGCCUGGAAGGGGCCCUGGCGGCUGCUGCGGCUUCGGAGGAGGCGUACGACCGCCUGACCGCCCGACUGGAGGAUGAGUUGAAAGAGUUUGACGGACGGCUGAGGGGGUGGAGCCAGGAGCUGAUGAAAGCUGAGGGGCGGAGCAACGGCGAGGAAGCAGUGGAUGGAUGGCAGCUGGCGAAGGAUACACUGGAGGGUUUGCAGAGCGCAGAGCCGAUGGCGGAGAAGUUGAAAGUCCAGCUGAACGACCUGGUGCGAUACUCCAGAGACCUGGGAACCCAGUCGGACCGAGUCACGGCGGUCAUCAAACAGCACAACAGUCUGAGUCUGCGAGCCUCCAGAGAAUGUCAGAACAAGGAGCGCUUGUUGGAGCAGCGGUUCCGCACGGCCCUGAGGGAUUUCCAGCAGUGGUUGGUCAACGCCAAAAUCAGCACCGCCAAAUGCUUUGAUGUGCCACAGAGUGUCACAGAGGCCUCCGUCGCUCUGCAGAGGAUCCAGGAGUUCCUGAGUGACAGGGAACAUGGCCAGGCCAGGCUGAGUACAGUGGGAGCCAGUGGAGAGCUGUUGAUGGCCGUGGUGUCCAGGGAGAGAGUGGAGGGGCUCAAGGCCAAAGUGGCAAAUGCGCGGGACGACUGGAAGAGCCUGAUGAAUAACCUGCAGAUGAGGGAGGAGGCACUUAAGAACCUGCAGUCCCAGAUGACAGAGUUCGAGGCCAGUGCUGAACCUCUGCAGGAUUGGCUGAACAGCACAGAGGUCAGAGUUCAGGAGAGCAGCGCUCGGCUCCACGACCUUCCAGCCAAGAAGCAGGAGCUCAGCAAACUACAGUGUGUUCUGGAAGAGAUAGCCAGUCAGGAGGCAGAGCUGGGCAGGCUGAGGGAAAGCGCCCAUCGUCUCUGGGAGGGACAAGCGGCUGGAAAGGGCUUUGUCCACCGUGUUUCCCAGUUGUCUGCACAGUACCUAGCCCUCAGCAACUUAACCAAGGACAAAGCCUCCAGGAUUGAACGGAUCGUAGGGGAACACCGCCUCUUCUCUCAGGGUCUUAAAGAGCUGCAGGAUUGGGUGUGUGAAGCUCAGCAGGUCCUCAGCACCUGCAUCUCCGCCACCACUGACAAGGGCGUGCUGGAGGACCGGAUGUUACAGCUGGAGGCCUUGCUCUCUGCUCGCCAGGAGAGAGAGAUCCAGCUGAAGAUGCUGCUGACGCGGGGAGAAGCGGUCCAGAGAAACACUUCUGUCGAGGGCGUCCCGGUGAUUCGCAAACAGAUCCAGGACCUCAAGGACUCGUGGGAUUCCCUGCUCUUCGCCUCCAUUCAGUGCAAAAGUCAACUGGAGGGCGCUCUGUCGCAGUGGACCAGCUAUCAGGAGGACGUGGGUCAGUUUGUGUUGUGGAUGGACCGUGUGGAGGAGACACUGAGCUGCUCGGACAGACAGUACUCGGAGAUGAGAGACAAGACCGCAAACCUGGGAAAGACCAAGCUCCUCUAUGAGGAAGUACUGAGCCACAACAGUCCUCUGGAGACCAUUGCCACAAAGGGGUCCAACAUGGCUGAACACUACACUACCCAGCAGGAAGUGCAGCAGCUGCAGUGUCGAUACAACGCUCUGAAAGAAAAGGCCAAGAAUGCAGUUGGUAAGGCCAAGAGUCUGGUGCUGGUCCACCAGGAAUAUCAAAGGGAGCUACAUGUGUUUGAAGACUGGCUGGAGCAGGAACAGGCUUCUCUGGCCUCCUUGACCCACCGAGAGGGAAACGGGGAUACAAUCGAGAACACACUGCAACAGCUACAGCUCCUGCAGGAUCACUGCUCACACGGCCAGUCUCUGCUCUCCUCUGUGCUGACCAGCAGAGAGAGGGUGAUCCCCUGGGGAAUCCCACAGAUCGAGGACCGAGCCCUGGACACUGCUCAGAGAGAGUGGGGGGCCUACCAGGGUCGCCUGGAGGAGACCCAGGCCCAGCUGAGGGCGACGCUGACCAGACUGAGGCAGAUGGGCCAAAGGUUCCUAAGCCUGGCCCAGUGGCUGGAGGAGCUGGAGAAGGUGGCGAAGCUCAGACAUCAUCGGAGGUCGGACAGAGACAAAAAAGAGACUCAGCUGAAGAAACUCAAGGGGUGCUUGGAGGCAGUGCUCGCGCGGCAGGGAGAAGUCGACGGCCUCUCCUCUCUGGCCCAGCAGGUUCUGGAUGAAACCUACAUCAGUAGUCGUGUUAGCGUCACUGCCACUCAGCUCACCGCCCGCUACCACUCACUGCUGCUCAACAUACAGGACACCAUCAAGCAGCUGCAGGAGGAGCUGAGGAGUAUUGAAGAGGCAGAAAAUCUUUGCAUGUCGUUCACCGACUGGCUCAACUCGACCCAGAAAGGCUUCACACUGUUGACUGAUGCUUCUGAACCUCUGGACCGGGUUGCCAUGGAGAAGAAGCUGAAGAAACUAGAGGCUCUCCAGUCAGAGCUCCAGCAUGGCCACAGCUUCCUGAAAUCCCUGAGGGAGCGGGCGGAACAGGCAGCCGGCUUCCUGGACGAGACGGGAGCUGAGAGUUUGGGAGGGGAGGUGGAGGGUCGUCUUGCCCAGCUGGAGGAGCUCGCAGGCGGGCUGAGGCAGGAGCACAGCUUUCUGGAUCGGGCCUUACUCCUCGCUAAGGAGUUCCAGGACCGGUACAAGGGACAGGCUCAGUGGCUGGUGGAGACGCGAGCUUUGCUCAACACCCCGGUGGAGCCCAAGGCUGAACUAUACCAGCGGAGAGCGCAGUUGGCUAAAUAUAAAGCUCUGCUGCAGAUGGUUCAGUCCCACGAUGGAUCCGUCAGGUCGGUGGUGGAGAAGGGAGACGCUCUGCUGGCUUCGGUCCACUACCCCUCCAUCAGGGACAAAAUGAACAAACUGCAAAGAGACUACACUGAACUCUGCAGAAGAGCCACGGCACAUGUGGAGAAUCUGGACGGCCAGGUGAAGGAACAGGAAGCCUACCACAACGAACUGCAGGAGGUGGAGCGCUGGCUGCUGCAGAUGUCCAGCAGGAUGGUGACUCCUGAUCCCAGUGUCGGGGGCAACUUGGAGGCAGCCACUCAACAGCUGGCCAGACACAAGGCCAUCAUGGAGGAAAUCGCGGGCUUUGAGGAUCGCCUGGCAGGCCUGAAGGAGCGCGGGGACCACCUGGUGAAAGGCUGCAGUGACCGUGUGCAGAGCCGGCUGAGACAGCAGGUCCAGGCUCACCAGCAAGGCACCAGAGACAGCUACUCUGCCAUCUGUAGCACAGCGCAGCGAGUUUAUCAGAGUCUGGACCAUGAGUUACAGAGACACGUGAGUCUCCAGGACACGUUGCAGCAGUGCCAGACGUGGAUCACAUCUGUUUCAGAACAACCAGAACCUCCUGCACACACUUCUCUCAGCCUGGAAGAGGCGCUUCAGCAGGUGAAACACGAGCGAGCUCUCGGGGAGCAGGCCAACACUUACCUCCAACUCCUGUGCUCAACCUAUGACCUGUCAGAGCCAAGGGUCAGGAAAACUGCAGGCUCCAUCCAGGAGGUCAAACUGCAGAAUGAGGAUCGUAUGCUGCUUUUUGAGGAGGUAGCAGACAGCUGGAGGGACGUUGAGGAGCAGAAGGCAGAUCUGGAGCUCCAGCUGAGAGAGACAGAGCAGCAACUUCAGACCCUCAUCAGGAGACCUGCAGAGCUGGAGCCCAAGAUUGCCCAAAACCAGUUGGACAAGGCACAGGAGUUCCUGCAGCACAUCAAGGAGAGACAGUCUGAGGUUACCCAUUUGAAUGAAGCCAUUGGUAGGCUGACAGAUGGACAGGUCUCUCCUGCCUUAGAGGAGAUAAGGAGACUUAGGAGAAGCUGGAUGGACCUAGGCCAGCGGGCUGAGGAGCUGGAGGCUCAGCGGGGGGAGGACAUGCAGCGAAGCGGGGAGUACCAGGAGAGCGUAGUAGCUGUGGAGGAACUCUUCCACCAAGUAUCCAGGGAAUGGGACUACCUCGCCAGGGCUGACACAGAAAGUACAAGUGAGCAUCUAGAGGCCCUCAAGAAGUUGUCCAGUGACCUGGGGGAGCAGAGAGCAACUCUAGAAGAUGUCAGAGACCAGAGACAAGCUAUUCUGCCUCGACUUAGCCUGCUAGACAAAGAGCUGGUCAAGCAACAGGUGGGUCACCUGGAGCAGCGCUGGGCCCAGCUCGAAUCCCUGAUUCAGCAGAAGAUCCAGGAUUCUGCACAAACCCUGGAGGAUCUGUCUCGGGUGGAAACCCAGCUGAGGGAUGCCCGGGAGUGGGUGGAGGAGCAGCGGCCUGCGCUUACAUCUGCGUUGAAAACCAGCCCACCCCCCGACCUGGCCCAGAGUUUUCUGUUUGACCACUUGAGUGUAUGUGUGGAACUUGAGGCCCGUCAGCAGCUGCUGGGUCAGGCAGUGAGCGAAGCCCAAGCUGUGACGUCCAGGCUGGGGCUGAGUGAGAAGAGAGGCCUUCAAGGGCUUGUUGAACAAGCCCAGACUGAGGUGGAGACUCUGGGGGCUCGGGUGGCCCAAAGGAGGAAGUACCUCAGUAAGGCCUUCACAGAGAGAACACAGUUCCUACAAGGAUUGGGGAGAGCACUGACCUGGGUACAACAACAGGAGAGGAAGGCUUUGAUCGAUGACCACAUAGCACUUCUCCCGGAGGACCUGGCCAAACAGGUCGCUGCAUGUCGGAGCGUCCAGAGCAGUUUACGAGCUUACCAGAGGGAGCUGACAUCUCUCUGGGUACAAGGGCGAGAGCUGGAGAGAGACGCCACCGAUAAAGAAAGAACAGAAACCCUGGCAAGACUUGAUGAACUACAGUCGAUCUUUGAAACGGCCCUCGAGAGGACCACUCAACGUCUCACGGACCUAGAAAAAGCCUUAACCUCUCGGAAGUACUUUCAGGUUGACCUGGACAAGACUUGCCAAUGGUUGAGACAAGCAGAGGCCAUCACCUUCCCGGAAAUCAAUCUAAGCAACAUUGAUGAAAACUCCGAAUUACAAACACAACUGUCAAACUUUCAAAAUGUCCUAGAACAAGCUUCAGAAUAUGAGAACCUCCUGCUUAUCGUCCAAAGAAUAGGCCAGGAGAUCCUUCGUACUCUAAAUGAGAUUGACCAUUGCUACCUAGAUGAGAGGCUCAAUGCUCUGCCUCAGCAGUACAACGCCAUCCUAGCUCUAGCCAAAGAGAAGAAAGACAGAGUCCAGCAAAUAGUCCUGGAGAGAAAAGAGUUCAGCACUUUCUUUGAUAUCACUCGUAAUGCACUGGAGGAGCUACAGGAGCAGUUUGACAAUCUGGAGAAUCAGACUAUCAGUGUUGGAGAGGAGGAGGUUGUUUGUCUAAUCAAUGAAUACAGGAAUAUUAAUGAGAGUUUAUUCCACAUUAGUCCAGCUGUGAGAGAACUUCGUGGGAAAAAUGAAGGAUUCCGGUGCAGAGGUCAGCAUAACAGAGCUGAAGAGACCCAGCAGCUGAUCUGUCUCCAGGACACACUGAAGACGAGGAAUGAUCAGAAAAUUCAACACUUAGAGAACUCCUUAAGAGUUGGAGUAGAACACAACAGAGUAUUUACCGAUACGGAUUCAGAGUUGAAGUCUGUUAAAGAGAAACUGGUCAGACUGAAGUCAGACAAAGACGUAGGAGCCAUAGAUAAAAUCACAAGUCUUUAUUCGCUGCUAGAAAGACUGGACGGUGUGAUCUUUCAGACUGAAGAAUGUAACCAUCAAACUGAAGGCCUUGGACUGAAGUUUGAACCCACUGCCUUUCAAGAAGCGACAUCGCAGCGUGAAUCACUGCGGUCGUUACGGACUGAGGUGAAAUGUUUUGUCGGCGAAAGUGAAACCAAAGUCACGAAAAAGGACGAUUUCACAAGAGAGACUGAGAAAACGCUGCAGUGGCUGAAGACUAUCAAGGAGAAAUUGGAGGAGCCGUUGACCUUGACAGAGGUCAAAGUUGAGAGGGUGCACGAGGAAGUGCGCAGACUGAAAAUCAUAGAGGAGGAAGUGGGAAGUAGAUUGAGGAUGACGGAUGCCUUGGGGAGCAGAGAAAAGCAGAGGUGUUGUAGUAGAAAAGAAACUGUGCCAGCCCACGUGGAAAAGAAACUGCAGGAGGUGGAAAAGCUGGGAGCUGGAGUUCAGGAAGGCGUUAGAAAGAAACAGCUGGCUGCGGAUAAAGCUGUUUCCCUGGUCCAGAGGCAGCACUUAUCUCUGCAGACCAUGCAGAAAUGGCUGGACUCUGCCGCAGCUUUGCUCCUGAGGGCCAGCUCAGGGCUGGAGCUGGAGAACCAGACGGAUUGUGUGCGGGACCUGGAAGAGAUCUCAGCCGAGGAAAAGAGUUUCACCGUCGCUUUAGAGGAGCUGAGGACUCUGGAUCCCCUGCCGGUGGAUCUAACGGAACCAGGAGUGCGGAGUGGAGAAAAAGUUGAGAAGAUGCAGCUGAAAAACACAGAAGUCAAACAUCAACUGGCUGCUUAUAGAGAAGUGUUGCAGAGGUGUGCCGUUCUAUGGAGCUCCUUCCAACAUGAGCGGGAGUCGCUGGUUGCACAGAUGAACGCUGCAGAGAGCAAGAUGGCCUUGUUCACCACAGCCAUAGCCACCAGCAGCCAGCAGGCAGAGGACAAGUGUCGGAGAUACAAGUCUCUGGUGGAUCACAUCGACCUGCUGGAGGUGCCGCUAAGUGCUCUGAAGGAGAAUGCCGCGGAGUUAGAGACGAUCGUUUCCGAGUACGGCAAAAGUGUCACCAGCCACUCUGUGUCGUCGCUAUGGCAACGGUGGAGCAGGCUACGCAGUGUAGCCCGGGCCCAGGAGAGGGCGCUGGAGGACACCGCCAGGGAGUGGAGGAACUUCACAGAGAGGAUGGACAAGGUGCGCUCCGUGUCCAAUGACCUCCACACGCGUGUCCCAGACAGCACGGUGGAGAAGGCUUCCACCAGGACGGCGCUCCAGAGCCUCCUGGAGUACCAUGACUCCUUCAGCCAGGAGGUGGAGAGAGAGCAGUCCAUCCUGGCCCUGCUUGGGCAACACACCCGCAGCCUCAGAGGAGAGGAGGAAGAGGAGGAGGAGAAGCAGGAGGUGGAGGUGGAGAAAGAGAAAGAGACAGAGAACGGAAAGGAGGAGACACCGUGCCUACAAGAGAUCAGAAGUAUGCAGGGGCAGUAUGACAAUCUUCUGCUGCGGGUGAGGACGAGCAGAGCUCAGGUGCAACAGGAGCUGAGGGAAAGAGAGGAUGUUGAAAAGGAGCUGGGUUUGGUCAAAGGAUGGAUCCAAGACACUCGUGGCUUACUGCUGAGUCCGACCGCCGACCUGGAUUCACUGCUCCAAGAGCUAGAGACUGCACACGGUGAGGUCAUCAGCAGGCGUCAGAGUGUGGAGCGUAUGACUGAGCUGCAGCAGUCCAAGUACCACGACCUCCAGGCCGGUCUGCCCUCAGAGCUCAGCAUGCAGCUGGCCGAGGUGGCUCUGGCUCUGGGUUCCGCUGAAGACCAGGUCCAAGCACGUGAGAGGGAGGUGCAGCAGAACAGAGAUGUGAAAGAGGACUUCAGCUCCCGACUCCAGGACAUGGAAGCGAAGCUGAAGACCAUCGCUCUGAAACUGGAAGACAAGAGUGCCGACCUGGAGGAGGCCAAAGAAGAGACCAAAGCUCUUUGUGAAGAGUGUGAGUCGUGCUCUCGCUCUCUGGCAGAGCUGGGGGUGGCGGUGCAGGAGUUUGGGGAGCAGAACCCUCUUCUGUGUAAGCAGCUCGGCGAUGCUGUGGCCAAACUGACAGAGGUGCAGCGGCACACCACACAGCAGGUCCAGGACAGAGCCAACAGACUGAAGAAGGCAGAGAGACAGGUGGAUGAAUAUCAGGGAAUGAAGGCGUUCAUUUUGGGCUGGACAGAAAAAGCAGAAGUUCUGGUCACUGGUCACAUCAUCUGGAGCUCAGCGUCACAGCUGCAGGAGCAGAUUCGAGCACAUCAGGCGCUGCUGCGGGAGUGUCGGGGUCUCCAUGGGGACUUGGAGGCCAUGGGGGAAAGGGAGGGGCAUCUGGGGGAGGUGCUGCAGACGGAGGGGUGGAGCCUGCAGGUGAACCACCUCAGCAGACGCACGGAGGAGCUGCAGCAAACGGCCAAGACUCGUCUGCAGCGUCUGCAGGAUGCAGCAAAGGACAUGUUGCGUCUGGAGGCAGAAGUCAAGAACCUCCACUCGGCUGUGGACCAGAUCCAGGUCACGCUCGCUUCCCCUGACCUCAACAGACUCAGCCUCAGAGAGCAGCUCACACAGAGACAGCGUCUGUUGGUGGAAAUGGAGGGCUUCAAGCAGCAGGUGGCGGCAGUGCAGCGGUGUCAGAGCGCCCUCCGGCUACCAGAGGAGGUAGUGGCCAGCCUGCCGACCUGCCGCACAGCUCAGACUCUGCAGCAAGAGGCCAGCCAACUGCAGCACACCACCAUCCAGCAGUGCAACAUCCUGCAGGAGGCUGUGGUGCAGUAUGAGCAGUACGAACAGGAAGUGAAGAACCUCCAGAGAUUGAUAGAAGAAGCCCAUCGAAUCAUUCAGGACCGGCCCGUCUCCACCAAUAACAUACAGGAGCUUCAGGCUCAGAUACACCACCAUGAGGAGCUGGCCCAGAAGAUCCGUGGCUACCAGGAGCAGAUCGCCUCGCUCCACUCCAAGUGCAAGAUGCUGACGGUGAAGGCCAAACACGCCACCAUGCUGCUGACGGUCAACGAGGUGGACGGCCUGUCGGACGGCAUGGACGAGCUGAGUGAUGAGGAGCUGCCAAGCGCCGUGGCAACCGGCGCCGCCAACAAGCAGCUUCCUGCACACCCCUCUGUCGUCAUGAUGACAGCCGGCCGCUGCCACACACUCCUCUCCCCCGUGACCGAGGAGUCAGGGGAGGAGGGAACCAACAGCGAGGUCUCCUCUCCCCCUGCCUGCCGCUCCCCCUCCCCAGGGGCUAACGCUGACGCUCCUCUUAACCAGGGUCGAGGCACUUUAAGCCGAGCGCCCCUCCAGGAGCUGUAUGACCCAUCCAUGGAGUCGAGCGCUGCUAACCUGGAUGACCUGCAGAGAUCCUGGGAAACACUCAAGAAUGUGAUCAGCGAGAAGCAGAAGAGUCUGUACGAGGCUCUGGAGCGGCAGCAGCACUACCAGGAGUCCCUCCAGUCCAUCUCCACCAAGAUGGAGUCCAUCGAGGGGGCGCUCAAUGAGGGGCUGGAGCCCAGCAAGACCCCCGAGAGCCAGAUGGCUGCCCAUCAGGCUCUGAUGGAUGAGAUCUUGAUGCUGCAGGACGAGAUUGGAGAGCUACAGACGUGUUUCUCUGAGGAGCUGGCGGACAGCGACAGUGACGGGGAGCCGGGAGACCAACUGGCGCUCCAGUCUACUCUCACUGUCCUGGGGGAGAGGAUGGCCACCAUUCGAAUGAAGGCCUCAGGAAAACGGCAGCUGCUGGACGAGCGACUGAGCGAGCAGCUGGAGGAGCAGCGACAGGAGCAGGCGCUGCAGCGUUACCACAUCGAGGCCGAGGAGCUGGACCACUGGCUGCUCAGCACUCGUGCCACUCUCAGCUCGGCCCUUCAGCUCCAAAACAAAGACCUGGACAUGGAGGAGCAGCUCAUCGACUGUCAGAACAUGCUGUUUGAGAUCGAGCAGAAGGUGUCCUACUUGUCGGAGCUGUCCGUGCACAGUGAGAGUUUGCUGAUGGAGGGCCGGGGGGAGACCAAGGGAGAGGCGGAGCAGCUCACCUUCAAACUGCACUCCCUCAAAGACAGCCUCCUGGAGCUGCAGCAGAUGCUACAGGACAAACAGGUGGACAUACAGGGUUCAUUGCAGGAGCAGGAGGACAGUGAGCCAGACUCAUCUCUGUCCCAGAGUCCUAAUGUCCAGGAUUGGUUGUCUCAGGCCCGGUCAACACGCACACAGCAACAACACGACAACCUGCUGCGGCAGAGAGAGCUACAGAUUCAGGUCGCUGAACAGAGGCGUCUGCUUCAGUCUGUGGCAAGUGUAGGGGAAGAGUUACUCAACCAACAGACCACACCCAACGGGGACAGCGAGGUGUCCAUCCCAGGGGGAAUGUUGCUGGAGACCGAGAUGUUGUCUCCUUUGGAUCAGAUGAGGCAGCGCUGGGAAAACCUGAAUAAAGAUCAGAGCACAAAGCUGCAGCUCUCUCUUAACACCCUGGAACAGGACCAACUCAGCCCGGUCGUCCACCGGUCCCGUCUGUCCAGUCCCAGUAUGGUGUUUAGAGGCGAGUCUGGCAGCCAGGACUCUCACUCUCCCAGAGCUUUGUUUGAGGCCUGCAGCCAGACUCUGGAAAGAAUCGCCCAAGAGGCUGCGGGUAGUGACAGUAAACUGGCAGUGUCUAUUGGAGGGGUGACAGUCCAGCAGGAUCUGUAUAGUGCAGUUUCAGGAGCCUCUUUCUGGCUGGAUGCUGCGGAGAAUCAGCUGCUUUCUGGUCCUGUGCUGCUACUCGAGGACACAGAGACGCAGCUCAACAGUCUAGAGGGUUUGAAUAAACAGCUGAAGGAGAUGACCAGGGAGGUGAACCAGUGCAGAGACCUGCUGGGCGGAGGAGCAGGCCGGCUGUGUGGAGUCGAGGAGCAGGCUCUGAUGGAGGACACCCUGGAGGGUCUGCAGGAGAGGAUGGGCCUGCUGGACUCCACCCUGGAGCAGCACUGCGACACCAUGCGAGACAGGCUGCAGGAACACUCAUCUUUCCAGAACGAACUGAGGAUGCUUUUCACAGCUCUGAGUGAAAGUAAACACCAGCUGCUGGAAAAGAUGGCGGGAAGCGCAGACAGACCUGCAUCCAAACAGAUCGAGGCGUUAUCAGAAGUGGAGGACAGUCUGAGGGAGUUUGAGCAGAGAGUGAGUGAGCUGAGGACCAGGGCAGAAGGACUCCAGUCUGAACAAACCUCUAAUCAGGAACUACUCAAACUGCAGGAUGCAUACGAAGAGCUGGUGCUGAUGGUGGGCUCCAGACGUAGCAGCCUUAACCACGGCUUGUCCCUCAAGGCCCAGUAUGAGGCUGCACUUCAUGACCUCACUGACCUGGUGGACACCGCUCAGGACAAGAUGGCUGCUGACCAGAAGAUGACAGUGGCCUCCGUCAUAGAGGUCCAGAUGUUACUUGACAAACACAAAGAGUUCUUUCAGGGUCUGGAAUGCCAUAUGAUCCUCACCCAGACAUUUUACAGUAAAGUGUCCUCUCUGGUGGCACCGAGGGAGAGCCAGGCCCUGGAGGAGACCAUGACUUUAGCCCACAAUGUGCUCAAACAGGCCCACAGAAGGGGAGUGGAGCUGGAGGGCAUAUUGGAGUCAUGGAGCAGGCUUGUUGAAGACUACCAGGCUCUGUGUAGACAGCUGGAGGCUGUGGAGUGUAGCAUCCCCACUGUGGGUCUGGUAGAGGAGACAGAGGAGAGACUCGCUGAAAGGAUCAGUCUCUAUCAGCGUCUGAAGGCCAGCCUGACGGAGCAUCAGCCCCAGCUCUACCAGGUUCUGGAGGAGGGCAAGAGGCUUCUGCUGUCUGUUGGCUGCUCAGACUUGGAGAACCAGCUCACACAACUUGGAGAACACUGGCUCUCCUCCACCACCAAGGUCAACAAGGAGCUGCACCGCCUCGACUCAACGCUCAAACACUGGAGCAGGUACCAGAGUGAGUCGGCAGAGUUGAGCCACUGGUUGCAGUCGGCCCUGGACCGCCUAGAGUUCUGGACAACCCAGUCAGUGACAGUGCCCCAGGAGCUGGAGACUGUCAGAGACCACCUCUAUGCCUUCCUGGAGUUUUCCAAGGAGGUGGAUGCCAAAUCGUCUCUGCGUUCUUCUGUGCUAAGCACGGGCAACCAGCUUCUGCGAUUGAAAAGAGUAGAUACCGCUGGUCUGAGGACGGCGCUUGGCCAUAUCGACACUCAAUGGGCUGACCUGCUGACUCAUAUUCCUGUUGUACAAGAGAAGCUACACCAGCUGCAGAUGGAGAAGCUGGCAUCUCGGCACGCCAUCACAGAGCUGAUGAGCUGGAUCUCUCUCAUGGAGAACAUCAUAGACGAAGACCAGGAUAAGAUCAUGGGAGCGGUCGGCUCGGAGGUGGUCCAGAACUUCCUGCAGAAAUAUAAGGGUUUCCGCAUCGAUCUGACGUGUAAGCAGCUGACUGUAGACUUUGUGAACCAGUCUGUGCUGCAGAUCAGCAGUCAGGACGUGGAGGGGAAGCGCAGUGACAAAACCGACUUUGCUGAGAAUCUGGGAGCCAUGAAUAGAAGGUGGCAGAUACUGCAGGGACUUAUUGCUGAAAAGAUUCAGUUAUUGGAAGGACUUUUGGAAGGUUGGUCAGAGCAUGAAAACGGAGUCCAGGCUCUGAAAACCUGGCUCACACUCCAGGAGGAGAAACUAAAGAAGAGACACAGGAUAGAGGAUGUAGCAUCGGUGCAGAAUGCACUGAAAGACUGUCAGGAGUUGGAAGAAUUGGUGAAGGAAAAAGAGAAGGAUCUAGAGAAAGCAGAGGAACGAGGAAACGCUCUCAUCCGGGAUAAGAAAGGAGCAGCCUGCUCUGUUGUCAAGGAGACCCUCAAAGGACUGAACCAGUCCUGGGCUCAUUUGGACCACAUGAUAAGUCAGAUGAAGGUCAGUCUGCGGUCAGUGCUGGAGCAGUGGACGCUGUAUCGGAGAGCCUCAGAGGAGAUCAUUGGUUACCUGAUGGAGGGGAUCUACUCGGUGUCCAGGCUGCGCCUCCUUAACGGGUCUCUAGAGGCAGUGCUGCAGCAGGUGGAGAAUUUGGAGAACCUGCAGGAGGACAUGGACAAACAGGAGAGCAGUCUGAGGAAAUUUGGCUCCGUAACACACCAGCUACUGACAGAGUGCCACCCGUCUGUGGCUGAAACACUCAACAGGGCCCUGAGGGACGUCAACAUGAGGUGGAACGUGCUGUUAGAGCAGAUCUCAGAGCAGCUGAGGAGCAGUAAGGCCUUGUUGGGCCUGUGGCAACGUUACAGGACAUUGUACGGCCUAUGUGUGGCAGCAGUUCAGAAACAGGAAGGGCAUGCUGAUCGCUUGCUGAAGACUGCCACAGAUAAGGAGAUCUCAGAGGAGGAGAGCAGUGCCUGGAUAAAGGACUGCGAUGUUUGCCUUGGCGACCAGGCUUCGGUGCAGGAGUCGCUCCAGAAGCUGCAGGCUUUAGGGGAACAGCUGAAGAGCCAAGUCGACGCCUCCUCCGCUGCAGCCCUCCAGUCAGACCAAGUGUUACUCACACAUCGUCUAGAAACGCUGGAGCACGCCCUUCACAGGCAGCAGGAAGUACUGCAGUCCGGAUCUCAGUCCUGUGACAGUUUCAGAGAGCAGUUGGAAACACUAAUGCAAAACAGUGAGGAGGCUGAGGCGGUGCUGAAGGAGUCGGACACGGUCGGCUCGCCGGAUCUCAGUGUGGUCCAGUCACGUAUGGAAAAACUGAAGGUUCACCUGUUGAGGUUGAGCAGUCUGUCUCCUGACCUGGAGCGGGUGAACGAGCUGGUGUACAGAUUACCAGUCAGUGACAGAGAUGUCAAACAGCUGCAGAGUCUGAACAGAGCCUGGGCCGCUCACUGCGCUCACCUCACUGAGAGGUUCAGUAAACUCCAGGCAGUUGUGCUCCAGCAGCAGAGCUUCCUGCAGAAGUGCGAGGCCUGGAUGGACUUCCUGUCUCAGACCGAGCUGAAGCUGGCCGCUGAGAUUUCAGGCAAUAGUCAGAGUCUGCUGGAGCAGCAGCGAGACCACGAGUUGUUCCAGGCAGAAAUGUUUAGCAGGCAACAGAUUCUCUACUCCAUCAUCAGUGAUGGUCAUCGUAUGUUGGACCAGGGACUAACGGAUGACAGAGACGACUUCAGCGUGAAACUGGCCUUGCUGAGCAACCAGUGGCAGUGCAUAGUGCGGCGGGCCCAGCAGCGGAGAGGCAUCAUCGAUAGCCUGGUCCGCCAGUGGCAGAACUACCGGGAGAUGGCAGAGAAGCUGCAGCGGUGGCUCCAGGAAGUGACUCAUGAUUCAGAUGUUCAACAACCAGGAGAAGCGGUGGCCCUGCAGCAGGCCCGAAACCUGUUAGAUCAGAUACAGCUGAGGGAGCGAGUGCUGCAGAGGCAGCAGGGCGGCUACAUCCUCACUGUGGAGGCCGGCAGGAGCCUGCUGCUCUCGGCCGAUGCCAGGGCGGAGUCCACCCUGCAGACUGAGCUGAUGGAGAUUCAGGAGAGGUGGAGGCACGCCCACCACCGCCUGGAUCAGCAGAGGAGGGCGCUACACAGCCUGCUCAAGAACUGGGAGCGAUGUGAGAAAGGCAUAGAUGCGUCACUGGAGAAGCUGAGGGCCUUCAAGAGGAAGCUGUCUCUGCCACUGCCUGAUCACCAUGAGGAGCUACACUCAGAGCAAAUCAGAUGCAAGGAGCUGGGGAGCAGUGUGGAGGGCUGGACCGACGACCUCACGUCCAUGUUCCUGCUGAGGGACUCCUUGGAGGGCGGGGUUAGUGCAGAUGACAUCACAGUCCUACAGGAACGCCUCCAGCUGCUACAGUGCCAGUGGGAGGAGGUCUGCCACCAGCUUUCCCUGCGCAAACAGCAAGUGAGCGAGAAGUUGAACGAGUGGGCCGUGUUCAAUGAGAAGAACAAGGAGUUGUGCGAGUGGCUCACGCAGAUGGAGAGCAAGGUCUCUCAGAAUGGAGACAUCAGCAUCGAGGAGAUGAUCGAAAAACUGCGCAAGGAUUAUCAGGAGGAGAUCGGAGUCGCUCAGGAGAACAAGCAGCAGCUGCAGGUCAUGGGCGAGCGCCUGGCCAGGUCCAGCCAGGACAGCAAGGCGGCGGAGAUCCAACACAAACUCAGCAAAGUGGGCGAGCGCUGGCAACACCUGCUGGACCUCAUCGCUGCCAGGGUCAAGAAGCUGAGGGAGACCCUGGUGGCGGUGCAGCAGUUAGAUAAAAACAUGAGCAGCUUGCGAUCCUGGCUGGCUCACAUCGAGACAGAGCUGUCCAGGCCCAUCGUCUACGACACGUGUGACGACCAGGAGAUCCAGAGGAAACUCAACCAGCAGCAGGAGCUGCAGAGGGACAUAGAGAAGCACAGCACGGGUGUGGCGUCCGUGCUGAACCUGUGUGAAGUUCUGCUCCACGACUGCGACGCCUGCUCCACGGAGACAGAGUGUGACUCCAUCCAGCAGGCGACCAGAGGGCUGGACCGACGCUGGAGGAACAUCUGUGCCAUGUCCAUGGAGAGGAGGCUCAAAAUUGAGGAGACGUGGAGGUUGUGGCAGAAGUUCCUGGAUGAUUACUCGAGGUUUGAAGAAUGGCUGAAGACCUCAGAAAGAACAGCAGCUCUGCCCAACUCCUCUGGAGUUCUUUAUACUGUCGCUAAGGAGGAGCUGAAGAAGUUUGAGGCCUUCCAGCGUCAGGUGCAGGAGUGUCUCACCCAACUGGAGCUCAUCAACAAACAGUACCGUCGUCUGGCCCGCGAGAACCGCACAGACUCCUCCUGCUGCCUCCGAGGAAUGGUGCAUGAUGGGAACAAGCGGUGGGAUAACCUGCAGAAGAGGGUGGCUGCCAUCCUACGCAGACUCAGGCACUUCAUCAGCCAGAGAGAAGAGUUUGAGACGGCCCGAGACAGCAUCCUGGUGUGGCUGACGGAGAUGGACCUGCAGCUCACCAACAUAGAGCACUUCUCCGAGUGUGACAUACAGGCCAAGAUAAAACAGCUCAGGGCGUUCCAGCAGGAGAUCUACCUGAACACGGGGAAGAUCGAGCUGGUGUUCAGACAGGGCGAAGCUCUGAUUGAGAAGAGUGAACCUCUGGACGCGGCCGUCAUCGAGGAGGAGCUGGAGGAGCUGCAGAGAUACUGCCAGGAGGUGUUCGGACGAGUCGACAGAUACUACAAGAAACUCACGCGUCUGCCUCUCGCUGACGAUGAGCUGGACGGUUCGGACAGAGAGCUCGACAUGGAGGAAGGCGCCGACCUCUCGGAGCUUCAGUGGGGCGACUCCUCUUUGCCCAGGACUUCUAGCCGCCAAGCCACGGGCACGACCGCUCUCAUCCGGGCCGACCGCUCAGGACGGGACACUCCAGCCAGCGUGGACUCCAUCCCGCUAGAGUGGGACCACGACUACGACCUGAGCAGAGGUCUGGAGAGCCCCGGAGGACGAGGCGCCGGGGACAGGAGCAGAGGGCAGGAGGAGGAGGACGGCUAUCUGAGGACGGAUGUCACGGUGCUGUCAGGUGAGCCAGGGCAGCUGGAGGCCAGUCUGAGGCAGCUGGAUCAGGCUCUGGACGCAGGACGGUAUCACCUCCAGCAGAGAGAGGCCAGCGCCAGCCGCUCCAGCCCCGACGUCGACUCCACAUACAUGGGCUACAUGCGUCUGAUGGGAGAGUGUCGAGGAAGUAUAGACACAGUGAAGAGGACGGAGGAAGAGCUGACUGAAGAGGAGGACGACAUGCCGGGACUCAACAACACCACCAACACAGACACUCAGAGUGCUGGUGUGAUCGAGCGCUGGGAGCUGAUCCAGGCUCAGUCCCUGAGCGAAAAGCACCGGCACAAACAGAACCUGCAGCAGUGGCAGCAGCUGAUCUCAGACCUGCAGACCAUGAGGGCCUGGCUGGGUCAGUCCGAGUCUGAGCUCCGGCAGCUGCGAGACCUCCAACUCAGCACCGACAUACACACCAUCCAGCAGAGAAUCAAGAAGCUCAAGGAGCUGCAGAAGGGGAUGGAUGUCCACAAGUCAGAGGUUCUGUCCAUCAACCUGAGCAGCGCAGCCUUCCUCCAGGCGGAGCCCGACUCCGAGGAGGCGUGGGAGUUGAGGGACGGACUGAAAGAGAUGAACUCGCGCUGGGAUCAGCUCGGCACCUCCCUGGAGGACUGGAGGCAGGAGCUGCAGAGGGCGCUGAUGCAGUGCCAGGAGUUCCACGAGAUGAGCCACGGUCUGCUGCUGUGGCUGGAGAACAUCGACCGCAGGAGGAACCAGGUGGUGCCCAUCCCUCCCAGAGUGGAUCGCCAAACGCUACGAGCUCAUCACAAAACCCUCACGCAAAUCAAGCGCGAGCUGCUGGACUCGCAGCAGAAGGUGUCGUCCCUUCAGGAGCUCUCGUCUCAGCUGCUGCUGCAGCCGCCGGGCAGCGAGUGUCUGGAGGCGCAGGAGAAGGUGCACGUGAUCUUCAACAGGCUGAGGCUGCUGCUGAGGGAGGUCAACUCCGACCUGGAGGGGCUGGAGAGGAGGCUGGGCGCCACGGAGACGCGGCAGGUUUUAUUACCGUUACCUGCUGGCAAAUCAGAAACCUGUGGAUCAGCUGCUCCCAUGUCAGAGGCGACGGUCGAGAGUCGCAGACGAUUGCCCCGAGGCAAAAGUAGUCAGGCCCACCGUGGACCCCCAGAGAGCGGCCCGCGCCACAGCCGGAGCAAAUCACAAGGCGCCGCUGGUUGCGUUUCCUCCCGUUCUGACCUUCCGGAUGGCGUCUCCUCCUCCUCGUCCUCCUCCUCCUCGAAGGGUCAGUCCUUCCUGCUGCGAGUCCUCAGGGCCGCGCUCCCCGUCCAUCUACUCCUCCUGCUCCUCAUCGGCCUGGCCUGCCUGGUGCCAAUGACCGAGGAGGACUACAGCUGCCACUACGCCAACAACUUCGCCCGCUCCUUCCACCCCAUGCUGCGCUACACCAACGGACCUCCGCCCAUAUGAGGAGCAGCUGAACACAGACCUGCUUUGCCAAGGACUCUCCACUGACUGAAUGUUUCUUCUUCACCCCUCGUGCCCUAAAGCCACACACUCUUCCCUCUGCUGGGGGGGGGGGGCACAUGCAUUAUGAGGUGAUUCAGAGACCACAUGAAGAUGUCUCUCACCAACAUUGCACACCCACUCUCCUGAAAUCACCUCAACCCUUUAAAACAACCCUCCCGACUGACGGACCCUCCUCUGGAGAACCCCCUCCCCCCAAAUCCAAAUAUUUCAUGUUGUUUUAACUUGUAUAUGUGUAUAUUAUUUGACAAGGUUUCUGAGGAGACCUGUGAAAUCAAUGAAACACAAAGCACUAUUUAUAUACUCUGUAGGGAGCCAAAGCCGACCAUGCUUUUUGUCCACGAUACCCAGUGCUGCUACUAUUUAUUUAGUGUUCGAUCAGUUGAUGGAUUUUUAGUAUUGAUGAAGCUGAAGCACCACCAGUGUGAUAUACUGCACCGGUACCGAUUUGCAGUUACGUGAAGAGUUUCUUCCCAAAACACACAUUUGCAGAACGUGUCAGAUAAAUUGACAGAAACAAAACUCAACAGGAAGUUGGAAAACACGGCUUCCUGUCGUCUGAUGCUCACAUAUCAAAAAGAACCGGCUUGAAUCUGGAAAUGAAGACGAUGAAGCUACACAUCUGAACCUACAGCACUGACAAAGGUACUGCACUGAAGCCGUCCAGCCAAGAUGGCCGACUUCUUUCCCCCAGAAGCUGAGGCUUGUAUUCCUGUUUUUAAUUUCAGUUUUUAAUCAGCCGGAGCCCGUCUGAAAAAACAACAACUUGCGAGCUCUGUCGUUAAAGACCAACUGAUUUGUAUAUUAUUGUUGAAAUGCCUUUUAAAAUGCAGGUGGUUAUUUUUUUAUCUUUCCGUUUGAGCGUGCAACUUGAAAGUCCUCUGAUUUUAAGAAAGCCAAACAAUCACUGGUAGUGUUUUAGUACAUGGCUGUGUGUGCUUUGUAAUAACCGCGCCAAUUAUUCUGCAGCGAUGACGCAAUCGCUGCGUUGUUGAGAGAAUCUGUAAAAAAAAUGAUGAAAUAUGAAAAUGCUUAUUUAUGUAUGUACAGUUUGCUAAUGCCGACUUCAUUAAGAAUACUCUCUUUACAAAUAAUAAAACAUGAAUUAUUUAA